Molecule: messenger RNA, 1971 nt
Organism: Purpureocillium lilacinum
Lineage: Eukaryota; Fungi; Ascomycota; Sordariomycetes; Hypocreales; Ophiocordycipitaceae
Source: RefSeq, a predicted model, not a curated record
AUGGAGAAGAAGAAGCGUGCCUGCGACGCGUGCUACAGGCGCAAGAUCCAAUGCGAUGCUUCCGAGGCAGGGGCUCGGUGCGACUGGUGCCUCCACCACAACCUCCCCUGCACCUUUGACCGUGUCAGAGGGCGGAAGAAGCGGCCAAGCGCCGAGGCUGCGGCGCGCCAGAGUCUCGCCAAGCGCCUCGAACGCGUCGAGGAGGCAAUCGCCCGGACGGAAGCUCUCAAAGAGGGCAGCCGCACGCCAUCUGACAGUUCUUCUGGGUCCACACCACACGUUCCUGACCAAACGGCCCAGCAAAAUGGGAACCAGGAUGCAAGUCACGCCGCAGAUCACGGCUGUCCUGUAUGCCGGUCCAAAUCUUCCGCCCAGCUCCCUUCGAGGCGCGUCACCCAUACCCCUCUCGGGCAGAUCUACUUUGCAGGGCAGAACUUUGGUGCCAUAUGUUGCCGUAAUGGCGUACCACACUUCACCGCUAGUGGCGAGCAAUGGAUACACUCGCGGACCGGCCAGUGGCCACGCUUCGGGGACAUCUACGGGAGCGAGACAGCUGCUCCUCCAGGGCUCCCUGUAGCUGCCUCAACCCUGUACUCGCUGUCGAAUCGAUCUUACCAGGGACACGACGCGCAACUGCCCUCGAGGUGGGUGGUGCAGUCUUUGCUGGACGAAUUCAUAGCGUCCGACUUUAGUCUUGUAUUUCCGCUGGUGGAUCGCGUGCUGUUUGAGGAGACGGCCAAGCUGGCUUACAGUCGGCAAAAGCCUCUCAUGUGUGAGUAUGUUGGCGCCAAGGCAUGCGUGUUUGCAUUUGUGUCCAUGGCCAGCUCCAACUUCCCCGACCUGGAGGCCGCCUCUCACAUUGACCCCGAUGCAUGUGCAAAGGAGGCUCAGAUCUUGCUGGCGGACUUUCUGGAGGACGCGAGCAUCACAACGCUCCAGACAAUGUUCAUGUUGCUCCUUCACGAAACACUAUACGGCCACCUGCAGGCCGCCAUCAUGUAUCACGCCGUGGCGUGCCGGACGAUGUUUUCGUUGGGAGGCCACACGACUACCAUGCCCGCAUCGACUGGUCGCGCGCUCACCAUCCCGGAGCGGGAGGAUCGUCAUCUGAGACAUCUGUUCUGGCUCUGUUACUCCUUUGACAAGGACAUCGCCCUUCGCACCGGUCAGCCGCCCAUAAUACGUGACGACUUUUGCGACAUAUCUCUGCCAGACGACUACGUGCAGGAUCGUUACGACCGUCACCGACAUGGGGACGACGGCAAGACCCCGUGGUUCCCCAACGAUCUUCGCCUCAGUCUGAUCAAGUCCAAAGCCGUCGACGCCAUCUAUUCUGCCGUGGCGCUCCGCAAGUCUGACGCAGAACUUCUCCGGGCGAUACGCGAAUUGGACGACGAGUUGGAGCGCUGGCGAGUCUCUAUCCCAGCUGACUUUUCGCCCGCGUUGUCGGUGCGGCGCGCCGUCCAGCUCGAGGAUCUUGACAGGUCGAGGAGCAUGCUGCACAUAGAGCUGCACCUUGACUACCACUACUUACUAAACAUUAUCCAUGUCGCCAGCGGCCGCUGCGUGUUUGACCGUCAGGGCCGCGAGAAAGACAAGACGUACGGCGUCGAGUCUAGCUUGGAUCUGUCUAUGGAGGCAAGCAGAUCGACACUCAUCUACCUGAGUGCCAUGGCGCCUCGACUCGCCGGCGAGGCAUUCUGGGUCUUCAUCUUCUACCCGGUCUCAGCGCUCAUGACUGUCUUCUUCAACAUCCUUCGAAACCCGCAAAGUGAACAUGCCGUUCACGACGUGGAACUGCUAAGCACGGCAUCAGACGUCAUACGGAGCAUGCCGUUGCACAAGGAAACGGCGUAUGAGACGGCGUACCUCCGGCGGAUGGACCGCUUCGUGGCUGAGUUGAGUAGACUUGGCAAGUGUGCGAUUGCCCGGACGCACGGUGAGCGCGAUGGCUAUCCGUUGUCGCGAUGA